AUGGUUUUUAAAGGGCUUAUUAGAGCAGAAACAAGAGCUUAUGUAAAAUAUUUGGCUGAAAACGAAAAAAUAUCAACAAGGGAAAUUAUUGAGAAAACUGGCAUUUCACGUGCUUCGGUAUAUCGAAUUAAAGCAGCAAAAAAAUCUCUGACUAACACAACUAAUAAAGGCAAUCAUGCCGGCGGUAGACCUAGGAAGUUGGACUCACGUGAUGAGAGAAAGCUUAUACGCACAUUAAAACUGCUAAGAAAAGAAGAAGGGCAGUUCUCGUCUAAGCGUCUAAUGGAAAGGGCAGGGAUACAAGAAAGCCAAGUAAGCAAUAGAACCGUGAGACGGUGCCUCAAAAGACAUGGUUACCAAUUCUUGCAAGCUCGAAAAAAGGGACUAAUGUCUUUGUCUGAUCUCAAGAAAAGAGUAGCGUUUGCCAAGAAAGUCAGAAAUCAUAUCCAGAAACAGUGUGGACUGAACUGGUCGGAUUUUAUUUAG
This is a messenger RNA of Paramuricea clavata, 486 nucleotides long. NCBI's taxonomy places the organism in Eukaryota, Metazoa, Cnidaria, Anthozoa, Malacalcyonacea, Plexauridae. The record is from the annotation of a GenBank genome assembly.